AUGGACACUAGUGCUCUAGGAUUGUCCGAGCCUGUAAGAUCAAAGCUAGAAAGCCCAAAGUGUCUCAUGAAGGUGGAAGCCAUGGCUGUUUUGCUGGCCCAAUACGAUGUUUUCUUGAGCUUCAGAGGUGAAGACACUCGGGCAUCUUUUACUUCUCAUCUCUACUCCGCUCUAAGCAAUGUUGGAAUUCUUGUUUUCAAAGAUGAUUUGGACCUUCCUCGGGGAAACCACAUCUCAAUCGAAUUGCCACGUGGAAUUGAACGUUCUACAAUUUCAAUUAUUAUCUUCUCCAAGAAUUAUGCUGGUUCUAAAUGGUGUCUCAAUGAGCUCUCAAAAAUUAUGGAAUUUUAUAGAGUACUAGGUCGGGUAAUUCUGCCUGUGUUCUAUGAUGUGGAUCCGUCUGAAGUUCGUAAUCAAAUGUCAAGUUUUGGAGCAGCGUUUCGAGAUCUUAUACAAAGAAGUUCUCCCACAGAAAAUGAAGUGUCGAGGUGGAGGAUAGAUCUACGUGAAGCUGGGGGCAUUGCAGGGUUUGUUGUGCUCAAUUCCAAGAAUGAAAGUAAGGAUAUCAAGACUAUCGUUGAGCAUGUCUGUAAAAUAUUGGACAAGAAAGACUUGUUUAUUGCUAACCAUCCUGUAGGAGUGGACUCUCGUUUGCAAGAUUUGAUUAAAAUAUCAAAAAGCCAUUCAAUGAAUGAUGUUCUCCUCCUAGGAAUAUGGGGGAUGGGGGGCAUCGGCAAAACAACUAUCGCCAAAGCCAUCUAUAAUAAAAUUGGUCGAACAUUUGACAGCAGAAGCUUUCUUUCAAACAUUAGGGAAGUAUGGGGGCAAGAUAAUGGUCCAAUUAGCCUGCAGCAACAACUUUAUUCAGAAAUCAGUAAAACAACAAUGGUGGUAAUACGUAGCAUUGAUUCAGGAAAAAUCACAUUGAAGGAGUCUCUUUGCCAUAAGAAAGCACUUGUUGUGCUUGAUGAUGUGAAUGAGGUUGAGCAACUAAACACUUUAUUUGGAAGUCGCGACUGGUUUGGUCCAGGAAGUAGAAUAAUAAUCACUUCUAGAGAUAGGCAUCUGCUCGAACUCCUUGAAGUGGAUCAUGUAUAUAAAAUAAAGGAAAUGGACAGAAGUGAAUCUAUUGAACUUUUUAGUUGGCAUGCAUUUAAGCAACUAAGUCCUAAAGAGGCAUUCAUUGACCUUUCUAGAAAUAUAGUUGCUUAUUCUGGAGGACUACCUCUAGCCCUUGAAAUCCUAGGCUCCUAUCUAUUUGAGAGGACGAAGAAAGAGUGGAGAAGUGUACUGGACAAACUAAAAAGAAUCCCCAAUGAUGAGAUACAAAAGAAGCUAAGAAUAAGUUUUGAUGGUUUAGGUGAUGAUAUUGUGAAAGAAAUCUUCCUUGAUGUAUCUUGCUUCUUUAUUGGGAUGUAUAGGAGUGAUGUCACACAAAUAUUAGAUGGUUGUGGUCUUUUCCCAGACAUUGGAAUUAGUGUCCUUGUGGAGCGGAGCCUUGUAACUGUUGAUGAGAAGAAUAAGCUAGGGAUGCAUGAUUUGUUACGAGAUAUGGGGAGGGAGAUAAUCCGAGAACAAUCACCUAAAGAGCUUGGAAAGCGUAGUAGGUUAUGGUUUCAUGAAGAUGUGCAUGAUGUAUUAUCAAAACAUACUGGUACAGGAUUUGUCGAGGGGCUAGCUUUGAAUUUGUCACAAACCAAUAAAGAUUGUUUUUGUACCAACACAUUUAAGCAGAUGAAAGCACUCAGAUUGCUUCGCCUUGGUAAUGUGGAACUUGAUGGAGACUAUAAAUACAUUAGUAGGGAUCUCAGAUGGCUUUAUUGGCGUGGCUUUCCUUUGAAAUACAUCCCUGCUAACCUUUACCAGAAAAAUUUAGUUGCUAUUGAGUUAAAGUACAAUAGCCUCAAACAAGUUUGGAGGGAGCCUCAGUUAUUGGAGAGGUUAAAAAUCCUAAAUUGUAGUCAUUCCCCUUUCUUGAUGCAGACUCCUGACUUCUCAAAACUACCGAAUCUUGAAAAGUUGAUUCUUAAAAAUUGUCCAAAAUUGUCCAUGGUUCAUCCUACUAUUGGGCAUGCCAAUCAACUCCUUCUAAUAAACUUGAAGGAUUGCACUAGCCUUUUCACUCUCCCAAGAAGUAUUUAUAAUUUAAAGUCACUAAAAACUCUUAUCCUAUCAGGUUGUAUAGGGAUUGAAAAGUUAGAAGAAGAUAUAGAGCAAAUGGAUUCCUUGACAACUUUGGUUGCUGAUGACACCGCAAUAACACAAGUGCCCUUAUCUUUACCGACUUGGCAUGAUGCGUUCUUGAGCUUCAGAGGCGAAGACACCCGGGCGUGUUUCACUUCUCAUCUCUUCUCCGCUUUAACUGAUGCUAGAAUUGUUGUUUUCAAAGAUGAUACCGACGUUCCUAGGGGGAAGCGUAUCUCAACUGAAUUGCUAUUUGGAAUUGGACGUUCUACAAUUUAUAUCAUCAUCUUCUCCAAAAAUUAUGCUGGUUCUAGAUGGUGCCUCAUUGAGCUCUCCGAAAUCAUGAAGCGUCACAGAGCACAAGGUCGAGUAGUGUUACCUGUGUUCUAUGGCGUGGAUCCAUCCGUGGUUCAUAAUCAACUCUCUAGUUUUGGAGAAGCAUUUCAACAUCUUAUACAUAAAAAUUCACCCCCCGCAAAUGAAGUGUCGAGGUGGAGGACAGAUCUCCGUGAAGCUGGGGGUAUUGAAGGGUUUGUCAUGCUCAAUUCCAAGAAUGAACGAGAGGAUAUCCAGAAUAUUGUUGAUUGUGUUUGUGAAAUAUUGGACAAGAAAGACUUGUUUAUUGCUAACUACCCUGUCGAAAAGGACUCUCAUAUGCAACAUUUGAUUAGAAUGUCAAAAAGCCAUCCAACAAAUGAUGUUCACAAGUACGAUGUGUUCUUGAGUUUUAGAAGCAAAGACACUUGGGCAUCUUUCACUUCUCAUCUUUAUGCCUCCUUAGGUAAUGCUGGACUUGUUCUUCCCAGAGAGGAUGACGACCUUUCUAUGGGGAAUGAUAUCUCAAUCCAAUUGCCACUUGAAAUUGAACGUUCUACAAUGUCAAUCAUUAUCUUCUCCAAAGAUUAUGCUGGUUCUAGAUGCUGCCUCAACGAGCUGUCCAAAAUCAUGGAGCUUUACAGAGCAGAUGAUCAGGUAGUCUUGCCUGUGUUUUAUGGCGUGGAUCCGUCUGAAGUUCGUAAUCGACUCUAUAGUUUUGGGACUUCAUUUCAAUUGCUUAUACAAGAAAGUUCACCUACAAAAGAUCAAGUGUCGAGGUGGGAGACUGAUCUCCACGAAGCUGGAGGCAUUGCAGGGCUUGUUGUGCUCAAUUCCAAGAAUGAAAGUGAGGAUAUCAAGAAAAUUGUUGAGCAUGUUCGUAAAAUGCUGGACAAGAAAGACUUGUUUAUUGCUAAACAUCUCGUUGGAGUGGACUCUCGUUUGCAAGAUUUGAUUAACAUAUUACAAAGCUAUUCAGUGAAUGGUGUUCUCCUGCUAGGGAUAUGCGGGAUUGGGGGUAUCGGCAAAACAACCAUUGCCAAAGCCAUCUAUAAUAAAAUUGGUCGAACAUUUGAGAGCAAAUGCUUUCUGCCAAACAUUAGGGAAGUUUGGGGGCAAUAUAAUGGUCCAGUUAAGUUACAGCAUCAACUUCUUUCAGAAAUUUGUAAAACAACAACGAGUGCAUCGCGUAGCAUUGAUUCAAGAAAAAUCACAUUGGAGGAACUUCUUCCCCAUAAGAGAGCACUUCUCGUAAUUGAUGGUGUGAAUGAGGUUGAGCAACUAAAUGCUUUGUUUGGAAGUCGGAAAUGCUUUGGUCCAGGAAGCAGAAUAAUUAUCACUACGAGAGAUAAGCAUCUGCUCAAACUCCUUAACAUGGAUCAUGUAUAUACAAUGAAGAACAUGGAGAUAUGGGAAUCUAUUGAGCUUUUUUGUUGGCAUGCAUUUAAGCAACCAUAUCCUAAAACAGGUUUCAUUGACCUUUCUAGAAAUAUAGUUGCUUAUUCUGGAGGAGUACCUUUAGUCCUUGAAGUCCUAGGUUCUCAUUUAUUUGAUAGGGAAGAGAAAGAGUGGAUAAGUGUACUGGACAAACUAAAAAGAAUCCCCAAUGAUGAGAUACAAGAGAAGCUAAAAAUAAGCUUUGAUGGUUUAACUGCGACGGAAAAACAAAUCUUCCUUGAUAUAUCUUUCUUCUUUAUUGGGAUGGAUAGGAGUGAUGUUACACGGAUAUUGGAUGCUUGUGGAUUUUUUUCAGACAUGGGAAUAAGUGUCCUUGUGGAGCGGAGCCUUGUAAUUGUUGAUGAGAAGAACAAGCUUAGCAUGCAUGAUUUGCUGCGAGAUAUGGGGAGGGAGAUAGUCCAAGAACAAUCACCAAAACAGCCUGGAAAGCGUAGCAGAUUAUGGUUUAAUGGAGAUGUGCUUGAUGUCUUAUCAAAACAUACUGGUACAGAAUUUGUCGAGGGGCUAGCUUUGAACUUGUCACAAACCCAUAAAGAUUGUUUCUCUACCAAAGCAUUUGAGAAGAUGAAGUCACUCAGAUUGCUCCGUCUUGAUAAUGUGGAUAUUGAUGGAGACUAUCGACACAUUAGUAGAGAUCUCAAAUGGCUUUGUUGGCAUGGCUUUCCUUUGAAAUACAUCCCUGCCAAUUUUUAUCAGGAAAAUUUAGUUGCUAUUGAGUUAAAGUACAGUAACCUCAGACAAGUUUGGAGGGAAACCCAGUUAUUGCACAGGCUAAAAAUCCUCAAUUGUAGUCACUCCCCUUCCUUGAUGCAAACUCCUGACUUCACAAAACUUCCAAAUCUUGAAAAGUUGAACCUUAAAAAUUGUCGAAGUUUGUGCAUGGUUCAUCAUUCCAUCGGAUGUGCCCAUAAACUUCUUCACAUAAACUUGAAGAAUUGUACCAACCUUCGCACUCUCCCAAGAAGUAUUUAUAAUUUAAAAUCACUAAAAACUCUUAUUCUAGCUGGUUGUGCAAUGAUUGAAAGGUUAGAAGAAGAUAUAGAGCAAAUGGAUUCCUUGACAACUCUGGUUACUGAUGAGACUGCAAUAAGACAAGUGCCAUUUUCUUUUGUGAGGUUAAAAAGUGUUGGAUUUAUAUCUAUUGGUGGCUACAGCGGAUUGUCAAGUGAUGUGUUUCCUUCUCUCAUUUCAUCAUGGAUGUCCCCAACAAAUAAUCCUUUAUCUCUUAUCUCAACAUAUGUGGGCAUGACAAUUUCCUCGGAUAUAUUGAAUAGGAAUAUCCCUAGUCCUUCAUCUAUUUGUGACAACCAGUCAAAGCUACAAAGCCUUUUUUUGAAAAUCACAUCAGAGAAUGACCCUGAAGUUACUCGAGGUGCUUCAAAAAUUCUGGAGUCCUCCCAUGCUAGAAUUUGCAUGGACAAGGCAACAGUACCAAAUACUUCAAAAAUCUUAGAGAUUGAAUCUUCUGUGUUAUCUGGUCACACCUCAAGAUCAGAAAAUUGCUUGAGACAUCUUUUAAUUCAGAUUGGAAAUAAUGACCAAGUCACUGCUACGCUUCUAGAGAAUAUCUCACAGGGAUUGACUACCAAGAAUUACGGUGAUGAUUAUGUCCUUCCUGGUGACAAUUAUCCUUAUUGGCAAAGUUUCAAAGGUCAAAAAGCUUCUGUGAAAUUUAAAGUGCCUCAAGUUAGCAGCUUUGAUUUGAAAGGGAUAAUUAUUUGUUGUGUAUAUUUCCCUUCAUGUGAUUUGGGUAACAAAGCCUGUGAAUCUUGUAUUAGCCUAAUGAUCAUAAAUUAUACAAAGAAAACCACUCUACACUACAGGCAAGAUUCACUGACUUCGUUUGAAGAAGCAGAGUUGAAGGAAAUAAUAUCAAAUCUUGACUCAGAUGACCAAGUUGAGGUGAUUAUAGCUUUUGGUAAUGGGUACACUAUGGAAAGGACAGCAGUCUACUUGAAGUAUUAUGAGUCAUUUGAUGAACAAAUAGAGCAUCUACCACCACCAAGUAAAGAAAUUGAUGAGAAGCCCAUGCAGACUUAUGUCAGGAGGAGGAAGCGACAGAAGAUAGAUUAA
Messenger RNA from Neltuma alba, 6030 nucleotides. RefSeq lists its product as uncharacterized. Gene Ontology annotation, molecular function: ADP binding; ATP hydrolysis activity. The record is from RefSeq and is a predicted model, not a curated record. The coding region runs from base 1 to 6030 and encodes 2009 amino acids. Lineage: Eukaryota; Viridiplantae; Streptophyta; Magnoliopsida; Fabales; Fabaceae. Gene Ontology annotation, biological process: signal transduction; defense response. The transcript has 13 exons.